GGAAGACGGAAGCGAUCUGAAGACGGCUCCCUCGUAGCUCGUUUUCUCCUCCGGGGUUGCCAUGGCGUCAAGGUUACUCCGGGUAUGCGGUGCCCUCCGAGGCCUCAGCGCGGGCCGAAGUUCCCUCCGUCUCGGGCCGUUGCACCUGACGGGGGCGUCUCGCUCCAUGGGCGCUGGAGGUAUCCCCACUGAUGAAGAACAGGCUACAGGAUUGGAGAGGAAAGUCAUGAAGGCUUUGGAGAAGGGGCUGGAUCCCUACAGCAUGUUCCCGCCCAAAAAGUAUGCUGGGACAAAGGAGGACCCCAACAUAGUCCCUUCAGUCACGGACAAGAGGAUUGUAGGCUGUAUUUGUGAGCCAGACAACAGCGCUAUCAUCUGGUUCUGGCUGCACAAGGGAGACGCCCAGCGCUGUCCUUCCUGUGGGUCCCAUUACAAGCUGGUUGCCCACCAAGUGCCGUGAUUUGGCUCUGAAGUUUGAUGAGUUCUCUAUUUAUGGUUUCUGGGAUCUAAGCCUGAGCUGAGCAGCUGUUUAGGUCAUGAUGUACCACAAUCCUUGCAACCCAAUAAAGUCUUUUGACUCCUUC
Molecule: messenger RNA, 584 nt
Organism: Elgaria multicarinata webbii
Lineage: Eukaryota; Metazoa; Chordata; Lepidosauria; Squamata; Anguidae
Product: cytochrome c oxidase subunit 5B, mitochondrial
Exons: 4
Coding region: 62-460 (132 amino acids)
Biological process (GO): mitochondrial electron transport, cytochrome c to oxygen
Cellular component (GO): mitochondrial envelope
Source: RefSeq, a predicted model, not a curated record